CACACAUUGAUUACGUUUUGACAUUUGGCACAUGAUGUUUGGUAACAAUGACAGUGUCGAAUCUUCUUUAGUAUCAUCAUCACUUGGAAUAUCAUCUAAUUAUGUUGUUAGUAACAGUAGUAAUAAUUCAACGUCCGAGGUUCUGUCAUCUGCCAACAAUCAUGAAACAUUUCUAAAGCUUGAUAUUGAAUCACUCUUGACAGAUCUUCACCAACAAGAUAAACAACAGCAAAUACAUCAAAAACAACUUGAAAUUGUUGCAUCCUCUUCACACAAUUCCAAAAAUGGUAGCAUGAACCAAUUAUCACCACAAGAACAAUUUGUUGAAAAUAGUUUGCUUGCAUGUGGAGGCAGUAUUGGCAGUAGAAGAAAUGAUGAACCAUUCGAAUACAUUAAUGAUGACAGUAAAAUCUCAGAGGAUUCGGAUAGUAAGAUGCAACAUCAAAAAAUUGGCGGAUUGGAAAAUUUUCAUGAGAGCAAGAGGAAGGAAGUUGGAUUGGAUUGUUUUUCACCUACUGUAAGGAUUGUUUCUAAUAGUUUGAGUAGUGCAACUGUUUGUCAGCCUCCAAUAAUACGAAACGUUUCGAAUACUUCACAACAACAGCAGCAAAAAAUGUUUACCAUUGUGCAGUACGACCCACAACAACAGUCGAACAAUUCAAUUUCCUCUCCAUUAACAUAUCACCACAUUUCGCCCAGCAGCAGCAACCAGUUUCCCAUUCUUUCGAAUACAGUUUCUACAGAAAGAAAAUCAAAGAAAUCUAAAGACAAUUUUGGAAAGUCAAAACGAGAAAGAACAACCCUGCCUCCCUCGCUAGAAUCUCAGCUCUUCCAAACAAAUAGCAACCCAUCAACUUCAACCUUUCAAUGGUCAGAAAAUGAAUUUCAAGAAUUCACCUCAGGGCAACAUGAAACUCAAAAGCGACAAAGAAAAGAAAGGGUUUAUAAAUUCUAUGAUUCAGGCCCGACUUCAUUCAAUUCCAAUAGUGAGGAUCCUCAAUCGGCAACAAGUUUAAUUUCAAAUAAUUCAAUAUUCGAUUCAAAUUCACCGAAUUCUCCACCAAUGAAAAAGAAGAAAAGGAAAAAGAAACAGUCCUCUACUGCUGCUGCAUCUUCUUCCACGACUCAAAAUCCUACCAUUGAAUAAUAUAAUACGAAAUGCAAUUAAUUUCAAAUU
Naegleria gruberi is the source of this 1177-nucleotide messenger RNA. RefSeq lists its product as uncharacterized. The transcript has a single exon. NCBI's taxonomy places the organism in Eukaryota, Heterolobosea, Eutetramitea, Acrasida, Naegleriidae. The coding region runs from base 32 to 1147 and encodes 371 amino acids. The record is from RefSeq and is a predicted model, not a curated record.